Molecule: messenger RNA, 16342 nt
Organism: Syngnathus typhle (broad-nosed pipefish)
Lineage: Eukaryota; Metazoa; Chordata; Actinopteri; Syngnathiformes; Syngnathidae
Gene: eppk1
Product: epiplakin 1
Exons: 4
Coding region: 346-16137 (5263 amino acids)
Biological process (GO): intermediate filament cytoskeleton organization; wound healing; hemidesmosome assembly
Cellular component (GO): perinuclear region of cytoplasm; cytoskeleton; cytoplasm
Molecular function (GO): cadherin binding; structural constituent of muscle; structural constituent of cytoskeleton
Source: RefSeq, a predicted model, not a curated record
AUACGGCCGCUGCGCAGGACUUCCGAGGAGAUUUUGUGAGCACUUUGGGAAUCUCUCUCCUUUCAGAUCACAUCGGCUGCUGAGGAAGUCAAACUUAAUACUCAAAAACUCGCGGCCCGUCGGGCCUGUAGGUUCUCAUUGCGAUGAUGUCACAAAGCGCCACCCAGGCCAGUUUGAGUACUAAAAAGGAUUUGGAGUACUUAACUAGCCACUUGAUAUGCAAAAGGCGGAGCUUGAGCCAUAUAACUUUGCUGGAAUUACGGGCUUGUGGAAGUUCACGCAAGAGUCAAGGCUGCCAACAAACCAAACAAAACCCAACUAAUUAAGUAGCGAUACAAAGCCAAGAUGGAGCCCGCUGAUACUAAUGAGAAGAAGCAAAAUGGCCACACCAAAAUCCUUGGCCCUGUGGCGGGCGUCUACUUGGCAAAAUCCAAGCAGAAGAUCAGCAUAUAUGAAGCCAUGAAGAAACGUCUGCUUAAAUCCGGAACAGCGUUGGCCCUGCUGGAAGCGCAGGUCGCCACAGGAGGUGUCGUAGACCCUGUGAAGAACCAAAUACUUCCAGUCACGGAGGCCAUCAAGGAAAAACUCAUCGGACUUGAGUUGAAGGAGAAGCUCCUCUUUGCAGAGAAGGCUGUCACCGGUUACGUGGACCCUUACACCAACCAAACCAUCUCCGUGUUCCAAGCCAUGCAAAAAGACUUGGUACCCAGAGAUUACGGUUUAAGACUACUUCAAGCUCAAAUCGCCACGCACGGCCUGCUAGAUCCAAUUGAGAAGACAACCCUUUCAGUUGAGUUAGCCAUUCAGAAAGGCUACUACGAGAAAGGUCUACUGGAUGAUGAUCAGAUGUCAGAGUUGAAGGUGUUCUAUGACCCGAGCACACAACAGCACAUCAACUACAAAACACUGAUCGAGAAGUGUAUUGUGGAACCAGACACAGGUCUGCUUCUUCUCCCCAUCUUCAUCACCUUCAAGGGCUUGAGACGAGGCAUUUCCUCCGCAGAACUCUUUGAAUCCAAGAUCAUUGACAAAGAAAUGUACGAUAACCUGCAGGAAGGGAAGACUACAACCCAGCAAGUGAUGCUGAAUGAGACAGUAAAAGAAUAUCUCCAGGGUAAAGGCAGCAUUUCUGGCAUUGCAAUCCUCUCAUCCAAUCAGAGAUUGAGCAUCUAUGAAGCCAUGAAGCGUAACAUACUGAUGCCUGGGACGGCUCUAGUUCUUCUGGAGGCGCAGGCCGCGACCGGAUUCAUGAUCGAUCCUGUGGAAAACAAAAAUUUCACUGUGGACGAGGCUAUAAAAAACAAACUCAUUGGGCCUGAAUAUUACGCCAAGUUGCGUUCCGCCGAACGAGCCGUGACUGGCUACAAAGACCCGUACACGGAAAAAAACAUUUCCCUCUUUCAAGCACUCUCCAAAGAUCUCAUCCUGAAGGAACAUGGGAUCCGCCUCCUGGAGGCGCAAAUUGCCACAGGAGGAAUAAUCGACCCCAUCCACAGCCACAGGCUCCCCACAGAGGUGGCCUUCAAAAGAGGUUAUUUUGACCAAGAAAUGAAAGCCAUCCUUGAGGAUUCGGGUGAUGACACAAAAGGAUUCUUUGACCCAAACACUGAGGAGAAUUUAACGUACCUUCAGCUGAUGCAAAGGUGUGUCACCGAUCCUGCUACCGGACUCUGCCUCCUUCCUCUUCGAGACAAAUCAGAUGUACUUAACUUCACCUUCAUUGAUUACCAAACUAAGAUGUCCUUCAAACAGAAGAAGGUGAAAGUGGCUUGUGGGAAGUACUCAGGAAUGACAGUAUCUCUGUGGGAGUUGCUGAUGUCAGAAUACUUAGAUGAAAAGCAGCGCACAGACAUCAUACGGAAAUACCGGGAAAGGAUGCUCACUAUCGAGACGAUUGUCACAACGGUUCUACAAAUCAUUGAGACAUCUGUCAAAAACGUCAAAGUCAUCUUUGAAGGCAUUCGAGAAACAGUCACACUAAAACAGUUGGUUGAGGCUGAUAUCAUCAGCGAGGAGAUCUCCGAUGAUCUGAAAAAAGGUAAGAAGUCUGUUCAGGAGGUAAUUGAGGAUCAAAACCUACAUGUGUAUCUCCAGAGUAAAGACAGCAUUGCAGGUGUUCUCCUACCUGACUCCCAGAUCCUGACCAUUUACCAAGCAAGACAGAAAGGCAAACUGAUGCCAGGAACAGCUCUGAUUUUACUCGAGGCUCAAGCGGCAACAGGAUUCAUUAUUGAUCCUAUUGGAAACAGAAAGUUUUCCGUGGACGAGGCUAUCAAAGCUAAGAUUAUUGGGCCCGAUUUUUACCAAAAGCUGCGUUCUGCAGAAAAGGCAGUAACAGGUUACAAAGACCCAUACUACGGGACCACAAUCUCUCUGUUCCAAGCCAUGCAAAAAGACCUCAUCGUAAAGGAUCACGGUAUUCGACUCUUGGAGGCGCAAAUUGCCACUGGCGGCAUCAUUGACCCAGUUAAUAGCCAUCGCAUUCCCGUCCAAGUGGCCUUCAAACGUGGAUACUUCAACCAGGAGAUGAACGAGAUCCUAAGUGAUCCUACUGAUGACACCAAAGGUUUUUUUGACCCCAACACACAUGAGAAUCUCACCUACUUGCAACUCAUGGCCAGAUGUGUCACAGAUCCCAGUACAGGACUCUGUCUCCUGCCACUCAAAGGUAAAAUUCAAAAAGUCAACGUUGAUGACACCAUGAAGGAACUGUUCAGAACAACAGUCGUUUCUGUACGGUAUGGCCGCUUCAAAGGCAGGCAUGCUACUCUUUGGGAUCUCAUCAAUUCAGAGUAUCUGUCUGAGUCAGAACGGCAGGAGUUCUUCAAAUUCUUCAAGUCAAGGAAACUCACAAUUGAGGAAAUCACUGAGUCGAUUCUAGUCAUCAUUGAUAGCAAGGAGAUAAAACAGCAAGCGGACCUGAGCUUCCGAGGUCUUAGAGGGGAGGUUUCCGUCGUGGAUCUUUUGGAGCUUCAAAUAGUAGAUGAAAAAACUUACAGCAACUUGAUUGAUGGAACACUAAAGAGCACUGAUCUGAUGCAAAUGGAUAGCGUGAGGGCCUACCUUCAAGGGAAAAGCUGCGUCGCCGGUGUGAUACUCCAGCCUUCCAAUCAGAAGAUGAGCAUUUACGAAGCCCAGAAAAGUGGCAUCCUAACACCCGGAACAGCUCUUUGCCUACUCGAAGCACAGGCAGCCACUGGGUUCAUUGUCGAUCCACUGACGAACAAAAAGCUAACCGUGGAACAAGCGCUUCGGGAAAUGUUGAUUAGUCCUCAAAUGUAUGAAAAGCUUCUGUCUGCGGAGAGAGCUGUCACUGGUUACACCGAUCCAUACACGGGCCAAAAGAUUUCUCUUUUCCAAGCCUUGAAAAAGGAUCUUAUCGUGAAGGACCAUGGCAUUCGUUUACUUGAGGCCCAAAUUGCGACAGGCGGUAUCAUCGAUCCCUUAAAAUGUCUUCACUUACCCCUCGAUGUUGCCUACAGAAAAGGAUAUUUUGAUGAAGAACUGAAUCAAAUUCUUUUGGACCCGAAUGAUGACACAAAAGGCUUUUUCGACCCCAACACCAAAGAGAAUCUGACAUACAUGGAAAUGUUGAAAAGAUGUGUGCAAGAUAAAGAAACGGGAUUGUUCCUCUUACCAAUGACUAACACACCCAAAACCUCCAAAACAUAUACGAGGUUGUACACUGACAGCGAAAUAAGACGAGUGUUUGAAGAGACAGUAGUGAUCAUAUCGUUUGGACACUACGCAGGGAAAUCAAUUUCUCUCUGGGACUUGAUCCACUCUGGCUACUUCACUGAAGACCAACAAAAUGAACUAAUAGAAAUAUUCCGAACAGGAAAGGUCACUACAGACACCAUCAUCUCCACUGUAACUUCUACCAUUGAAAAACUGGAGAAAAAUGAAGCUCCCAAAAUGAUAAUGGGCCUUAGAAAGCCUGUCUCAGCUAAACAUUUACUGGACUCUGGUAUUAUCGACAAUGACACAUUCAAAAUGGUGCAGCAAGGCAAAACGGCAGAAGUGGCGAAAAGUAAGCACGUGGAACAAUACUUGAAUGGAUCGAGAAGCAUAGCUGGGAUUAAAGUGUAUCCGUCCCAACAAAUUCUGACCAUAUAUGGUGCAAAGAUGGAAGGUAUGUUGACAGACGGAAUUGCAUAUCUAUUGCUAGAAGCACAGGCAUCUACAGGAUGUCUCAUUGAUCCGCUCACAAACCAACUCUACACUGUUGAAGAGGCUGCAAAAGAGGAAGUCAUUGGGCCAGAUGUGUGUGAGCAGCUCCUGCUGGCCGAGCGAGCCAUCACUGGCUAUAAAGACCCCUACACCGACACAACGAUAUCACUUUUUGAGGCUAUGAAUCAACAGCUGAUUCAAAGAAGUGAUGCCAUUCGCCUUCUUCAAGCCCAAAUAGCAACGGGUGGAAUUGUAGACCCAAACAUGAGUCACAGGGUGCCCAUUAAUAUUGCAGUCAAAAUGGGACUUCUGGAUGACCAACUCAAAAUCCUUCUGCUAAACCCACCUGAAGAUUUAAAGGGGUAUUUUGAUCCAAACACGAAGGAAAAACUCUCCUACCUCGAGCUGAUGGAAAGAUGUGAAGUAGAUCCUAAAACGGGAUUGCUUUUUUUACCACUGCAUGAGGAGAAACCAAAUGUUUUUCACACAAAGGAGCAAAUAGAGCUUGAGUUAAAAAACACAACAGUUUCCAUGCAUGUAGGCAAAUUCCAAAACAAAGAAGUGACCUUGUGGGAAUUGUUGCUGUCUGAAUACAUAUCACAGAAGAAGCGAGAGCAGCUCAUAGAACAAUACAAGACUAGAGCCAUAACAAUUGAAGAGAUGAUUGAAAUACUCACUGUCAUCAUUACAGAGGUGUCUUCCAAAGAAAAAAAAUUCAAAGGACUGAGGAAGCAAGUCUCAGCAAGUCAGCUUUAUGAAUCAAAGAUCAUCUCGAAGGAGCUUUUCACACAGAUCAUACAAGGGCAAGUGACUGUAGACAAUGUCAACAAAAUGGAAUCUGUUCAAAAGUAUUUAGGGGCAACAAACUGCAUCGCCGGUGUCAGGGUUGAGUCUACAAAGAAAGUUAUGAGUAUCUAUGAAGCAAGGUCCAGAGGUCUGCUAACUCCUGGAACGUCUCUUGUUCUCCUUGAGGCUCAAGCUGCUACUGGCUUUGUCAUUGACCCAGUCAACAACAAAAAACUUUCAGUGGCUGAAGCUGUGGCUCAGAAUGUAGUCGGCAGCGAGAUGAAAAAGAAACUCCUGUCAGCAGAACGAGCUGUCACAGGAUAUACUGACCCCUACACUGGUGAGACCAUUUCUUUAUUCCAGGCCCUGAUAAAAGAUCUCAUCGUGAAGGAUCAUGGAAUCCGUCUUCUGGAAGCUCAAAUUGCCACAGGAGGCAUCAUUGACCCAGUAUACAGUCACAGAGUUCCUGUGCAGGUGGCUUACCAAAGAGGCUACUUUGAUGAAGAAAUGAAUCAGAUUCUGUCUGACCCAGAUGACGACACAAAGGGCUUUUUUGAUCCCAAUACGCAAGAGAAUCUGACUUAUCUCCAACUUAUAGAGAGAUGUGUCACUGACCCAAAAACAGGACUUAUUGUACUACCCAUUGUGAAGAAAGGGGAGUUUUAUUUCUAUGUUGAUGAGGCCACAAAACUUAUCCUGAAAUCAAGGACAACCACUAAAGCAGGAGGAAAGUACCAAGGAACCACGGUGUCAAUGUGGGAUCUGCUCUACUCCAGAUAUAUCGCUGAGGAGAAGAGGCGAGAGCUCGUGCAACAAUACAAGUCCGGAGUUAUCACGAUUGAAUUCUUUUUGGAAAUUAUCUUGAUGAUCAUUCAGCAGCAGACCACUACCACAACCUCAUCAUCAACCACCACAUAUCAAAUAUCUGAAACACACGUUGACAGCAGUACCACAGUUACAGAGACCGAAACCUUUCAUGGUAUUAGAAAGGAUGUCAGUGCUACAGAGUUGCUUGAAUCUAAAAUCAUUGACGAAGACAUCUACAAAGAACUGCAUGCAGGAACCAUCACAGUUGAGGAAGUCAGUGAAAUGGACUCUGUCCGUCGGUAUCUAGAAGGGACCAACUGCAUUGCAGGAGUUUACUUGCAGUCCACCAAAGAGAUCCUGAGCAUCUUUGAAGCCAAGUCCAGAGGCCUGCUGACUCCUGGAACGUCUCUUGUGCUCCUCGAGGCCCAAGCUGCCACUGGCUUUGUCGUUGACCCAGUCAACAACAAGAAACUCUCAGUAGACGAGGCUGUAGCUCAGGGUGUGGUUGGCGGUGAAUGGCAAAAGAAGCUGCUCUCGGCAGAACGAGCCGUCACAGGGUACAAAGACCCUUACACAGAAAAAACAAUCUCCCUGUUCCAAGCGCUGAAGAAAGACCUGAUCGUCAAAGAUCAUGGAGUUCGGCUUCUGGAAGCUCAAAUUGCCACAGGGGGCAUCAUUGACCCAGUUUACAGCCACAGAGUUCCCGUGCAGGUGGCUUACCAAAGAGGCUACUUUGAUGAAGAAAUGAACCAGAUUCUGUCCGACCCAGAUGACGACACCAAGGGAUUUUUUGAUCCAAACACACAAGAGAACCUUACUUAUCUCCAGUUGGUCGAGAGGUGUAUCACAGAUCCCAGCACUGGUCUUAGCCUGUUGGUUAUUGUGAAGAAAGGGGAGUUUUACUUCUUUGUUGAUGAGGCCACAAAAUUUAUCCUGAAAUCAAGGACAACCACUAAAGCAGGAGGAAAGUACCAAGGAACCACGGUGUCACUGUGGGAUCUGCUCUACUCCAGAUAUAUCACUGAGGAGAAGAGACGAGAGCUCGUGCAACAAUACAAGUCCGGAGUUAUUACGAUUGAAAGCUUUCUGGAAAUCAUCUUGAUGAUCAUUCAGCAGCAGACCACUACCACAACCUCAUCAUCAACCAUCACAUAUCAAAUACCUGAAACAAACGUUGACAGCAGUACCACAAAUACUACCAUCACCACCACAGUUACAGAGACCGAAACCUUUCAUGGUAUUAGAAAGGAUGUCAGUGCUACAGAGUUGCUUGAAUCUAAAAUCAUUGACGAGAACCUCUACAAAGAACUGAAUGCAGGAACCAUCACAGUUGAGGAAGUCAGUGAAAUAGACUCUGUUCGUCGGUAUUUAGAAGGGACCAACUGUAUUGCAGGAGUGUACUUGCAGUCCACCAAAGAGACCCUGAGCAUCUUUGAAGCCAAGUCCAGAGGCCUGCUGACUCCUGGAACAUCUCUUGUGCUCCUCGAGGCCCAAGCUGCCACUGGCUUUGUCAUUGAUCCAGUCAACAACAACAAACUCUCAGUAGACGAGGCUGUAGCUCAGGGUGUGGUUGGCGGUGAAUGGCAAAAGAAGCUGCUCUCGGCAGAACGAGCCGUCACAGGGUACAAAGACCCUUACACUGAAAAAACAAUCUCCCUCUUCCAAGCGCUGAAGAAAGACCUAAUCGUCAAAGAUCAUGGAAUUCGCCUUCUGGAAGCUCAAAUUGCCACAGGGGGCAUCAUUGACCCAGUUUACAGCCACAGAGUUCCAGUGCAGGUGGCUUACCAAAGAGGCUACUUUGAUGAAGAAAUGAACCAGAUUCUGUCCGACCCAGAUGACGACACCAAGGGAUUUUUUGAUCCAAACACACAAGAGAACCUCACUUAUCUCCAGUUGGUCGAGAGGUGUAUCACAGAUCCCAUCACUGGUCUUAGCCUGUUGGUUAUUGUGAAGAAAGGGGAGUUCUACUUCUUUGUUGAUGAGGCCACAAAAAUGAUCCUGAAAUCAAGGACAACCACUAAAGCAGGAGGAAAGUACCAAGGAACCACGGUGUCAAUGUGGGAUCUGCUCUACUCCAGAUAUAUCGCUGAGGAGAAGAGGCGAGAGCUCGUGCAACAAUACAAGUCCGGAGUUAUCACGAUUGAAUUCUUUUUGGAAAUUAUCUUGAUGAUCAUUCAGCAGCAGACCACUACCACAACCUCAUCAUCAACCACCACAUAUCAAAUAUCUGAAACACACGUUGACAGCAGUACCACAGUUACAGAGACCGAAACCUUUCAUGGUAUUAGAAAGGAUGUCAGUGCUACAGAGUUGCUUGAAUCUAAAAUCAUUGACGAAGACAUCUACAAAGAACUGCAUGCAGGAACCAUCACAGUUGAGGAAGUCAGUGAAAUGGACUCUGUCCGUCGGUAUCUAGAAGGGACCAACUGCAUUGCAGGAGUUUACUUGCAGUCCACCAAAGAGAUCCUGAGCAUCUUUGAAGCCAAGUCCAGAGGCCUGCUGACUCCUGGAACGUCUCUUGUGCUCCUCGAGGCCCAAGCUGCCACUGGCUUUGUCGUUGACCCAGUCAACAACAAGAAACUCUCAGUAGACGAGGCUGUAGCUCAGGGUGUGGUUGGCGGUGAAUGGCAAAAGAAGCUGCUCUCGGCAGAACGAGCCGUCACAGGGUACAAAGACCCUUACACAGAAAAAACAAUCUCCCUGUUCCAAGCGCUGAAGAAAGACCUGAUCGUCAAAGAUCAUGGAGUUCGGCUUCUGGAAGCUCAAAUUGCCACAGGGGGCAUCAUUGACCCAGUUUACAGCCACAGAGUUCCCGUGCAGGUGGCUUACCAAAGAGGCUACUUUGAUGAAGAAAUGAACCAGAUUCUGUCCGACCCAGAUGACGACACCAAGGGAUUUUUUGAUCCAAACACACAAGAGAACCUUACUUAUCUCCAGUUGGUCGAGAGGUGUAUCACAGAUCCCAGCACUGGUCUUAGCCUGUUGGUUAUUGUGAAGAAAGGGGAGUUUUACUUCUUUGUUGAUGAGGCCACAAAAUUUAUCCUGAAAUCAAGGACAACCACUAAAGCAGGAGGAAAGUACCAAGGAACCACGGUGUCACUGUGGGAUCUGCUCUACUCCAGAUACAUCACUGAGGAGAAGAGACGAGAGCUCGUGCAACAAUACAAGUCCGGAGUUAUUACGAUUGAAAGCUUUCUGGAAAUCAUCUUGAUGAUCAUUCAGCAGCAGACCACUACCACAACCUCAUCAUCAACCAUCACAUAUCAAAUACCUGAAACAAACGUUGACAGCAGUACCACAAAUACUACCAUCACCACCACAGUUACAGAGACCGAAACCUUUCAUGGUAUUAGAAAGGAUGUCAGUGCUACAGAGUUGCUUGAAUCUAAAAUCAUUGACGAGAACCUCUACAAAGAACUGAAUGCAGGAACCAUCACAGUUGAGGAAGUCAGUGAAAUAGACUCUGUUCGUCGGUAUUUAGAAGGGACCAACUGUAUUGCAGGAGUGUACUUGGAGUCCACCAAAGAGACCCUGAGCAUCUUUGAAGCCAAGUCCAGAGGCCUGCUGACUCCUGGAACAUCUCUUGUGCUCCUCGAGGCCCAAGCUGCCACUGGCUUUGUCAUUGAUCCAGUCAACAACAACAAACUCUCAGUAGACGAGGCUGUAGCUCAGGGUGUGGUUGGCGGUGAAUGGCAAAAGAAGCUGCUCUCGGCAGAACGAGCCGUCACAGGGUACAAAGACCCUUACACUGAAAAAACAAUCUCCCUCUUCCAAGCGCUGAAGAAAGACCUAAUCGUCAAAGAUCAUGGAAUUCGCCUUCUGGAAGCUCAAAUUGCCACAGGGGGCAUCAUUGACCCAGUUUACAGCCACAGAGUUCCAGUGCAGGUGGCUUACCAAAGAGGCUACUUUGAUGAAGAAAUGAACCAGAUUCUGUCCGACCCAGAUGACGACACCAAGGGAUUUUUUGAUCCAAACACACAAGAGAACCUCACUUAUCUCCAGUUGGUCGAGAGGUGUAUCACAGAUCCCAUCACUGGUCUUAGCCUGUUGGUUAUUGUGAAGAAAGGGGAGUUCUACUUCUUUGUUGAUGAGGCCACAAAAAUGAUCCUGAAAUCAAGGACAACCACUAAAGCAGGAGGAAAGUACCAAGGAACCACGGUGUCAAUGUGGGAUCUGCUCUACUCCAGAUAUAUCGCUGAGGAGAAGAGGCGAGAGCUCGUGCAACAAUACAAGUCCGGAGUUAUCACGAUUGAAUUCUUUUUGGAAAUUAUCUUGAUGAUCAUUCAGCAGCAGACCACUACCACAACCUCAUCAUCAACCACCACAUAUCAAAUAUCUGAAACACACGUUGACAGCAGUACCACAGUUACAGAGACCGAAACCUUUCAUGGUAUUAGAAAGGAUGUCAGUGCUACAGAGUUGCUUGAAUCUAAAAUCAUUGACGAAGACAUCUACAAAGAACUGCAUGCAGGAACCAUCACAGUUGAGGAAGUCAGUGAAAUGGACUCUGUCCGUCGGUAUCUAGAAGGGACCAACUGCAUUGCAGGAGUUUACUUGCAGUCCACCAAAGAGAUCCUGAGCAUCUUUGAAGCCAAGUCCAGAGGCCUGCUGACUCCUGGAACGUCUCUUGUGCUCCUCGAGGCCCAAGCUGCCACUGGCUUUGUCGUUGACCCAGUCAACAACAAGAAACUCUCAGUAGACGAGGCUGUAGCUCAGGGUGUGGUUGGCGGUGAAUGGCAAAAGAAGCUGCUCUCGGCAGAACGAGCCGUCACAGGGUACAAAGACCCUUACACAGAAAAAACAAUCUCCCUGUUCCAAGCGCUGAAGAAAGACCUGAUCGUCAAAGAUCAUGGAGUUCGGCUUCUGGAAGCUCAAAUUGCCACAGGGGGCAUCAUUGACCCAGUUUACAGCCACAGAGUUCCCGUGCAGGUGGCUUACCAAAGAGGCUACUUUGAUGAAGAAAUGAACCAGAUUCUGUCCGACCCAGAUGACGACACCAAGGGAUUUUUUGAUCCAAACACACAAGAGAACCUUACUUAUCUCCAGUUGGUCGAGAGGUGUAUCACAGAUCCCAGCACUGGUCUUAGCCUGUUGGUUAUUGUGAAGAAAGGGGAGUUUUACUUCUUUGUUGAUGAGGCCACAAAAUUUAUCCUGAAAUCAAGGACAACCACUAAAGCAGGAGGAAAGUACCAAGGAACCACGGUGUCACUGUGGGAUCUGCUCUACUCCAGAUAUAUCACUGAGGAGAAGAGACGAGAGCUCGUGCAACAAUACAAGUCCGGAGUUAUUACGAUUGAAAGCUUUCUGGAAAUCAUCUUGAUGAUCAUUCAGCAGCAGACCACUACCACAACCUCAUCAUCAACCAUCACAUAUCAAAUACCUGAAACAAACGUUGACAGCAGUACCACAAAUACUACCAUCACCACCACAGUUACAGAGACCGAAACCUUUCAUGGUAUUAGAAAGGAUGUCAGUGCUACAGAGUUGCUUGAAUCUAAAAUCAUUGACGAGAACCUCUACAAAGAACUGAAUGCAGGAACCAUCACAGUUGAGGAAGUCAGUGAAAUAGACUCUGUUCGUCGGUAUUUAGAAGGGACCAACUGUAUUGCAGGAGUGUACUUGCAGUCCACCAAAGAGACCCUGAGCAUCUUUGAAGCCAAGUCCAGAGGCCUGCUGACUCCUGGAACAUCUCUUGUGCUCCUCGAGGCCCAAGCUGCCACUGGCUUUGUCAUUGAUCCAGUCAACAACAACAAACUCUCAGUAGACGAGGCUGUAGCUCAGGGUGUGGUUGGCGGUGAAUGGCAAAAGAAGCUGCUCUCGGCAGAACGAGCCGUCACAGGGUACAAAGACCCUUACACUGAAAAAACAAUCUCCCUCUUCCAAGCGCUGAAGAAAGACCUAAUCGUCAAAGAUCAUGGAAUUCGCCUUCUGGAAGCUCAAAUUGCCACAGGGGGCAUCAUUGACCCAGUUUACAGCCACAGAGUUCCAGUGCAGGUGGCUUACCAAAGAGGCUACUUUGAUGAAGAAAUGAACCAGAUUCUGUCCGACCCAGAUGACGACACCAAGGGAUUUUUUGAUCCAAACACACAAGAGAACCUCACUUAUCUCCAGUUGGUCGAGAGGUGUAUCACAGAUCCCAUCACUGGUCUUAGCCUGUUGGUUAUUGUGAAGAAAGGGGAGUUCUACUUCUUUGUUGAUGAGGCCACAAAAAUGAUCCUGAAAUCAAGGACAACCACUAAAGCAGGAGGAAAGUACCAAGGAACCACGGUGUCAAUGUGGGAUCUGCUCUACUCCAGAUAUAUCGCUGAGGAGAAGAGGCGAGAGCUCGUGCAACAAUACAAGUCCGGAGUUAUCACGAUUGAAUUCUUUUUGGAAAUUAUCUUGAUGAUCAUUCAGCAGCAGACCACUACCACAACCUCAUCAUCAACCACCACAUAUCAAAUAUCUGAAACACACGUUGACAGCAGUACCACAGUUACAGAGACCGAAACCUUUCAUGGUAUUAGAAAGGAUGUCAGUGCUACAGAGUUGCUUGAAUCUAAAAUCAUUGACGAAGACAUCUACAAAGAACUGCAUGCAGGAACCAUCACAGUUGAGGAAGUCAGUGAAAUGGACUCUGUCCGUCGGUAUCUAGAAGGGACCAACUGCAUUGCAGGAGUUUACUUGCAGUCCACCAAAGAGAUCCUGAGCAUCUUUGAAGCCAAGUCCAGAGGCCUGCUGACUCCUGGAACGUCUCUUGUGCUCCUCGAGGCCCAAGCUGCCACUGGCUUUGUCGUUGACCCAGUCAACAACAAGAAACUCUCAGUAGACGAGGCUGUAGCUCAGGGUGUGGUUGGCGGUGAAUGGCAAAAGAAGCUGCUCUCGGCAGAACGAGCCGUCACAGGGUACAAAGACCCUUACACAGAAAAAACAAUCUCCCUGUUCCAAGCGCUGAAGAAAGACCUGAUCGUCAAAGAUCAUGGAGUUCGGCUUCUGGAAGCUCAAAUUGCCACAGGGGGCAUCAUUGACCCAGUUUACAGCCACAGAGUUCCCGUGCAGGUGGCUUACCAAAGAGGCUACUUUGAUGAAGAAAUGAACCAGAUUCUGUCCGACCCAGAUGACGACACCAAGGGAUUUUUUGAUCCAAACACACAAGAGAACCUUACUUAUCUCCAGUUGGUCGAGAGGUGUAUCACAUAUCCCAGCACUGGUCUUAGCCUGUUGGUUAUUGUGAAGAAAGGGGAGUUUUACUUCUUUGUUGAUGAGGCCACAAAAUUUAUCCUGAAAUCAAGGACAACCACUAAAGCAGGAGGAAAGUACCAAGGAACCACGGUGUCACUGUGGGAUCUGCUCUACUCCAGAUACAUCACUGAGGAGAAGAGACGAGAGCUCGUGCAACAAUACAAGUCCGGAGUUAUUACGAUUGAAAGCUUUCUGGAAAUCAUCUUGAUGAUCAUUCAGCAGCAGACCACUACCACAACCUCAUCAUCAACCAUCACAUAUCAAAUACCUGAAACAAACGUUGACAGCAGUACCACAAAUACUACCAUCACCACCACAGUUACAGAGACCGAAACCUUUCAUGGUAUUAGAAAGGAUGUCAGUGCUACAGAGUUGCUUGAAUCUAAAAUCAUUGACGAGAACCUCUACAAAGAACUGAAUGCAGGAACCAUCACAGUUGAGGAAGUCAGUGAAAUAGACUCUGUUCGUCGGUAUUUAGAAGGGACCAACUGUAUUGCAGGAGUGUACUUGGAGUCCACCAAAGAGACCCUGAGCAUCUUUGAAGCCAAGUCCAGAGGCCUGCUGACUCCUGGAACAUCUCUUGUGCUCCUCGAGGCCCAAGCUGCCACUGGCUUUGUCAUUGAUCCAGUCAACAACAACAAACUCUCAGUAGACGAGGCUGUAGCUCAGGGUGUGGUUGGCGGUGAAUGGCAAAAGAAGCUGCUCUCGGCAGAACGAGCCGUCACAGGGUACAAAGACCCUUACACUGAAAAAACAAUCUCCCUCUUCCAAGCGCUGAAGAAAGACCUAAUCGUCAAAGAUCAUGGAAUUCGCCUUCUGGAAGCUCAAAUUGCCACAGGGGGCAUCAUUGACCCAGUUUACAGCCACAGAGUUCCAGUGCAGGUGGCUUACCAAAGAGGCUACUUUGAUGAAGAAAUGAACCAGAUUCUGUCCGACCCAGAUGACGACACCAAGGGAUUUUUUGAUCCAAACACACAAGAGAACCUCACUUAUCUCCAGUUGGUCGAGAGGUGUAUCACAGAUCCCAUCACUGGUCUUAGCCUGUUGGUUAUUGUGAAGAAAGGGGAGUUCUACUUCUUUGUUGAUGAGGCCACAAAAAUGAUCCUGAAAUCAAGGACAACCACUAAAGCAGGAGGAAAGUACCAAGGAACCACGGUGUCAAUGUGGGAUCUGCUCUACUCCAGAUAUAUCGCUGAGGAGAAGAGGCGAGAGCUCGUGCAACAAUACAAGUCCGGAGUUAUCACGAUUGAAUUCUUUUUGGAAAUUAUCUUGAUGAUCAUUCAGCAGCAGACCACUACCACAACCUCAUCAUCAACCACCACAUAUCAAAUAUCUGAAACACACGUUGACAGCAGUACCACAGUUACAGAGACCGAAACCUUUCAUGGUAUUAGAAAGGAUGUCAGUGCUACAGAGUUGCUUGAAUCUAAAAUCAUUGACGAAGACAUCUACAAAGAACUGCAUGCAGGAACCAUCACAGUUGAGGAAGUCAGUGAAAUGGACUCUGUCCGUCGGUAUCUAGAAGGGACCAACUGCAUUGCAGGAGUUUACUUGCAGUCCACCAAAGAGAUCCUGAGCAUCUUUGAAGCCAAGUCCAGAGGCCUGCUGACUCCUGGAACGUCUCUUGUGCUCCUCGAGGCCCAAGCUGCCACUGGCUUUGUCGUUGACCCAGUCAACAACAAGAAACUCUCAGUAGACGAGGCUGUAGCUCAGGGUGUGGUUGGCGGUGAAUGGCAAAAGAAGCUGCUCUCGGCAGAACGAGCCGUCACAGGGUACAAAGACCCUUACACAGAAAAAACAAUCUCCCUGUUCCAAGCGCUGAAGAAAGACCUGAUCGUCAAAGAUCAUGGAGUUCGGCUUCUGGAAGCUCAAAUUGCCACAGGGGGCAUCAUUGACCCAGUUUACAGCCACAGAGUUCCCGUGCAGGUGGCUUACCAAAGAGGCUACUUUGAUGAAGAAAUGAACCAGAUUCUGUCCGACCCAGAUGACGACACCAAGGGAUUUUUUGAUCCAAACACACAAGAGAACCUCACUUAUCUCCAGUUGGUCGAGAGGUGUAUCACAGAUCCCAUCACUGGUCUUAGCCUGUUGGUUAUUGUGAAGAAAGGGGAGUUCUACUUCUUUGUUGAUGAGGCCACAAAAAUGAUCCUGAAAUCAAGGACAACCACUAAAGCAGGAGGAAAGUACCAAGGAACCACGGUGUCAAUGUGGGAUCUGCUCUACUCCAGAUAUAUCGCUGAGGAGAAGAGGCGAGAGCUCGUGCAACAAUACAAGUCCGGAGUUAUCACGAUUGAAUUCUUUUUGGAAAUUAUCUUGAUGAUCAUUCAGCAGCAGACCACUACCACAACCUCAUCAUCAACCACCACAUAUCAAAUAUCUGAAACAAACGUUGACAGCAGUACCACAGUUACAGAGACCGAAACCUUUCAUGGUAUUAGAAAGGAUGUCAGUGCUACAGAGUUGCUUGAAUCUAAAAUCAUUGACGAAGAUAUCUACAAAGAACUGCAUGCAGGAACCAUCACAGUUGAGGAAGUCAGUGAAAUGGACUCUGUCCGUCGGUAUCUAGAAGGGACCAACUGCAUUGCAGGAGUUUACUUGCAGUCCACCAAAGAGAUCCUGAGCAUCUUUGAAGCCAAGUCCAGAGGCCUGCUGACUCCUGGAACGUCUCUUGUGCUCCUCGAGGCCCAAGCUGCCACUGGCUUUGUCGUUGACCCAGUCAACAACAAGAAACUCUCAGUAGACGAGGCUGUAGCUCAGGGUGUGGUUGGCGCUGAAUGGCAAAAGAAGCUGCUCUCGGCAGAACGAGCCGUCACAGGGUACAAAGACCCUUACACCGAAAAAACAAUCUCCCUGUUCCAAGCGCUGAAGAAAGACCUAAUCGUCAAAGAUCAUGGAGUUCGCCUUCUGGAAGCUCAAAUUGCCACAGGGGGCAUCAUUGACCCAGUUUACAGCCACAGAGUUCCCGUGCAGGUGGCUUACCAAAGAGGCUACUUUGAUGAAGAAAUGAAUCAGAUUCUGUCCGACCCAGAUGACGACACCAAGGGAUUUUUUGAUCCAAACACACAAGAGAACCUUACUUAUCUCCAGCUGCUUGAGAGGUGCAUUACAGAUCCUAUCACUGGACUAAGUUUACUCCCCUUGAUGAAAAACUAAAAGACUGUUUACGUUUUUGUGCUUUGUCUUAAUUAGUCCUGCUGUGAGCAUUUAUAUUUUUUCACUCAUAAACCUUUAAUCAUAGUAUUUUUUGUUUUAUACUAAUAUGCAAGAAACCUGUGCUAGAUUUACUCAAGUUGAUGAAACCUAGUUUGCCUGUACUUUGUAAAAAAAUGUGGCCUAAUAAACAUGCAUGUGAGGAUUA